GCAAAGGAGUUGUGACAGAAAGAUGUUUACUGCAGUUUAAUACCGUUAACUUUCCAUCAUUUGGACCACGGGACGGUCAGGGAGCACUGCUAGUUUCACAAACGAUAGCAAACACGGAACUGAAAAUGCAGACUGUACGAAAACGUCGAGGAAACGAUUCACAAACAACACAAACUAGCACUCCUGGCGGUGUGAAGGAAAUCGUGGCACAGCAGAAAAGGCAGCACUUCCACUCCGACCUGUGGUUCUGCCUGACUCUGCAGAACUGGAUACUGGACUUUGGAAGGCCUAUUGUAAUGAUUAUCCUUCCUCUGGAGUGGUUUCCCCUCAACAAGCCCAGUGCUGGAGACUAUUUCCACAUGGCAUACAAUGUCAUCACACCAUUUCUAAUGCUCAAGCUGAUCGAGCGCAGUCCACGAGCAUUGCCUCGCUCAGCGGUCUACCUCUGCAUUAUCACUUUUGUCAUGGGAGCCAGCAUCCACCUGGUGGGAGACUCCAUCAACCACCGGCUCAUCCUGAGUGGCUACCAGCUCCACCUGUCAGUCAGAGAGAACCCCAUCAUCAAAGACCUCAAACCUGCCUCUCUGAUCGACUCCUUCGAGCUGCUCUAUUAUUAUGACGAACAGCUGGGACACUUAAUGUGGUACAUUCCUUUCUUCAUCGUCCUGUUCAUCUUUUUCACUGGCUGCUUCACCAAGGCCAAAGAACAGAAGAAGAUUCCCGUCUCUGGUUGGCUGUUGCUGGGACCCAGCGCCCUCUACUAUUGGUACUUGGUCACUGAGGGACAAAUCACUGAGCUUUUCCUCCUCACCUUCCUUGCCAUGGUUGUCAUGGUGUUACACCAACAGCGCAAAGGCCUCAGCCCAGACAGCAACGGCCUGUUCCUGUUCUGUAGUUUCAGUGUGACUGUGCUCCUGGUGGCACUGUGGGUGGCCUAUCUGUGGAACGACCCGGUGCUACGCAACAAGUACCCCGGACUCAUUUAUGUGCCCGAACCUUGGUCCUACUAUACCUUACACAUCAAGAGCAACCACUGAUAUAUAUCUGUUCAGGUCUGUAUGCUUGUGUUUGAAGAAGGUGCUGUGACAUCAGAAGACAUUUACGUAAGUGUGAACUGACUGAUGCAUAUGUUUCUUUCUUCAGCAGUUUUUGUGUAACAGGUCAUGGCUACACUCGGACAGUGACUAUGUUUAUGUGCUCACUAAUAUUCCACUUUUAUUACAAAAGUAUUACGGGUCAUGUAAACAUAUUCUUUUUGGGUAUUUUUAAUUCAUCCUUAUCCAGAAUAAAGAAAUUUCAGAUUAGGACGUGGGAUUAGGGUUGGGACU
This is a messenger RNA of Epinephelus lanceolatus (giant grouper), 1328 nucleotides long. Its product is annotated as ceroid-lipofuscinosis neuronal protein 6. Gene Ontology annotation, biological process: lysosome organization. The record is from RefSeq and is a predicted model, not a curated record. NCBI's taxonomy places the organism in Eukaryota, Metazoa, Chordata, Actinopteri, Perciformes, Serranidae. Gene Ontology annotation, cellular component: endoplasmic reticulum; membrane.